This is a messenger RNA of Hypomesus transpacificus, 3089 nucleotides long. RefSeq names its product macrophage-expressed gene 1 protein-like. The record is from RefSeq and is a predicted model, not a curated record. Gene Ontology annotation, biological process: defense response to bacterium. NCBI's taxonomy places the organism in Eukaryota, Metazoa, Chordata, Actinopteri, Osmeriformes, Osmeridae.
CUGAUGGUUUUACAUCCCUUGAACAUAGCUGCUUAGUAAGCUAGCUACAAGGUGGAGCGACUUUUCAGUGGAGAUCGUAUGUUUGGCCGCUCUGUGCAGUAUUACGUUUGCACCUGGGUGAUUGGACUUUUAAAGUUGAUUAAACUUACAGUAAAGACCUGGGUUUGAAUCCAGCCCGGGACAUUAGAGUGACAUAUCAGCAAAGGAGACAACAUACACAGCAAAACACAAACCUAAAGGUCCAUAAAACCACAUUCGAUUAGCAGUUAAUCUCUGAAAGGGUCAUUGAAACCUCACCCACUUUUGGCCGCAGUAUAAGAAUAAACAAGUUUACAACAACCUGAUGACGAAUAGUUAUAAAACAUCAAGCCUUCCCCUGCAGGCUCUCAGAGAGCUUCUCCCCACCCUGCCACAAGACACAGCCAUGGCUCUGAGAGCAGUCACCCUGCUGGGUUUCUCACUGCUCCACCUCUGCUGCCCUCACCCCCUCAGCCGUCCAGACAGCAGCCUCAACAAGUGCCGCUCCGCCGCCAAGUCACUUCCGGCCCUGGAGGUGCUGCCUGGAGGGGGCUGGGACAACCUGAGGAACGUGGACAUGGGCCGGGUCAUGAACCUCAGCUUCUCCCCGUGCCUCACCACCGAGGAUGGCCUCUACCUCAUCCCAGACGAGGUCUUCGUCAUCCCCCAGAAGGUGACUGGAGUGGAGACCAACUCUGAGAUCAUCAGUUCCUGGUUGGAUCAGAGAAGCUCCACAUCUUCGUCCAUCAACGCAGACAUCUCUUUCUUCUCAGUCUUAAACGCAAAGUUUUCCACUGAGAACCAGAGGAUGAAGACCCACCAAGUCAGAGAUACCUCUGUCACCACCAGAGUUCAGGUGCACAACUUCCUCUACACCGUCAAGGCUAACCCUGACUUCACCUUGGACUCCCGUUUCGCACGGCAAGCAGAGGAAAUCGCAAAUGCCAUCGAGAACAACCAGACUCGAUUGGCAACCUACCUCUCUGAGAGGAUGGUCCUGGACUUUGGCACCCAUGUGAUCACCAGUGUUGAUGCAGGGGCCUCCUUGGUGCAGGAGGACUAUCUGCGAUCCUCUUAUGUGUCCGACGGUAUAACAGACAAGUCCUCCAUCACGGCAUCCGCAGGCAUCAACUUCUUCAACAAGGUGAACUUUAACAUCAGCAGCAAAGACGCCCAUGAGACGUCAGAAACCAAGGGUUACCAGGACAACGUCACCUACUCUAUCGUACAGAGCCAUGGAGGAGUGCCCUUCUACCCUGGCAUCACCCUGCAGAAGUGGCAGGAGAGCACCUCAAACAACUUGGUGGCCAUCGACCGGUCAGGCCUGCCGCUUCACUACUUCAUAAACCACAACACCUUCCCUGACCUUCCACGCCCCACCGUCGACAAGCUGGCAAUGUCGGUGAGCCAGGCCAUAGGACGCUACUACGCCAUUAACACUCACCCUGGAUGUGUGAAAGCAGAUUCACAGAACUUCAACUUCCAGGCCAACGUAGACGAUGGGUCCUGUGAAGGCUCAGCCACCAACCUCAGUUUUGGAGGUGUGUUCCAGCAGUGUACCAAGCUCACCCCCGAUGCAGACCCGAUAUGUCAGGCCUGGGACCAGAAGAACCCAGAUACAGGGGACUAUUCCUGCCGUCCACCCUACCAACCCACCCUGCUACGCUCUGAGGUCAGAGACGAGCACUACAGCCAGCAUGUCUGCUAUCAAUCCUGCCGUAAAUGUGGUUGGUUUUGGCUCAAGCAGUGCUGUGAUCAAAUUUGUGGAGACGAGUACCAUGUCCGAUCAGCUGACAUAAAAUCCUUCUGGUGCUCCUCCAACGAGACAAUCCCAAUUGAAACGGGUUAUCUCUUUGGGGGCCUCUACGGCCCGUCCCUCCACUUCAUCCCACUGAAGAUGCUUUACGGUGGCCUGAUGAUCUGUGUGAGUAUCGACUACGAGACUGGCUCCCGGUUCUCCGUGCCCUUCGGCGGUCUGUUCAGCUGCGAGUUCACCAACCCCCUGGCUGGGGGCCAGCCUCGCUGCCCUCCCCAGUUCAGCCAGCACCUCGCUACCGUCAGCGACGGCUGUCAGAUCCUCUACUGUGUCCAGUCUGGUCUGUUCACAGGUGGGCAGCUGCUGCCAGUCCGUCUGCCACCCUUCACCCGUCCUCCGCUGGUCAGCAUGAAGGCCAACAACACAGUGGCGGUGAUGACCGACGGAGGCCGAGCCUGGGUCAGAGCUGGAGAGACCAAGAUGUGGAAGAUGGUCAAACCAGAGAAGGUCCAGGAAACGGUCAGGAUGUUCAGCCCUGAGUCAGACCAGCUGUCAGGGGGACAGAAGUUUGGCGUGGCCUUCGGAGUCAUCGUUCUGGUGGUGCUGGUGGUUGUUGGGGUGGUGCUGGUUAGGAGGAGAAGGAGGUGGGGGAGGAGGGGGGGCUUCCAGAGCUAAUGAGGGCCAGGGGAUACGAGGAGAUCAACAUCAAUUAGUGAGAGAGGAGAAGUGGACCCUAACUGCACUUUAUAUUUAUUGUCUUGUUUGCUUUUCAUUCGUAAACGCUCUUGGCCUUGAGGAAUUAUUACAGCAUGUCUCAAAAUGCAAUUAAUUCAUUUAACUAACUAAUACCUGUUUCCAUAUAAGGUUUUUGAACUUCUUGACAGAUUUGCAAUCUACGUUCUUUAUUGUUGACCUAAAUAAAUGUGUCAAAAGAAAAUGCUAGUAUUCCUUUUUGCAUUAAUAGAACCAUCACUUCUGUUGAAGCCAAUAGCAGACAAUGUAACCGACAGCAGGGUUUGUUUUGAUUAUCUGGGUCACACACACACGUACGCACACGUACGGACAGACCCCACUUCCUGUAAAGAGGCAUUCGUUUACCCUGUUUCUCCUAAGAACACGACCCUCCCCCCACACACACACGCCCCAGAGGUGGAGUCAUACAGUCAUCAUCACAACAAACCCACUCAGCUGAAGAAAUCUGUCUGACCUCAACAGGAGACCGGGGGCCAGAGGCAGGGAAACUCUCUCCCUCUCUUAAUCCCUCUCCCUCCCUCCCUCUCUCAUCUCUCUCCCUCUCCUAUCACACUCCUCUUUA